AUGUCAGACCGGCGUCCUCAAGCGCGUUACAUCCACAACACCUCCGUAUCUCCUACGCACCAACGUAGUCUGUAUGAACUGGGUCAAAAACAACGCGCUCUAUCCUUACAGCGCUUCCAUUACCUGCGCGCGGCGGUCACAAACAGCUAUAGAUUCGUCAGUGUAACGCAGCCCUACCCUCUGAGCGAGCGGCACGACGUCCGCUUCGACCUCGACGACGCGUACCCGGACUACCCGCUUGAUCCAAUCAAGGGCGUCAAGCUACGUCCCGGCGCCGAUGGUACCUUCCACGCGGUGGACCUCGAAGCGGCGGUCAGGUACUUCGAGGGGAACUGGAAAACGCGCGAGGGCGGGGUGUUGUACUGCGUUGGAGAGACGCGCGAGUUCUGGACGAUGAUUCUGAGCUACAACGCUACGUUUCCGCCGACUACGGGGUGGGAUAAGUUCGAUAAGCUGUUUGCGAAGCUCAAGACGAAGGGCUUCAAGCAGGGUUUGAUCAACUGCAUGUUUUUCGCCCGCGAGUCGGGAUGUUUGGAUCCGCAGUGUCCGUUCCGACACGAUGCGUCCAAAGCGAUGCAAGACCGCGAGAAGGUGCUUAAGGCCCGACGAGACGCUCUGAAGCGGCCCAGCUCGCGCGCCAUCCGUGUAUACCAGAAACGCGAGAUCGACCGACUUCUUCGACGGACUGGAAUGACCAAGAACGAGUUGCUGGGUAUGGACGAUGAAGGUCACUUUCUGGACGGAGAUGGUGACGGGCCGUUGCAUCCCGAGCACCAGAAGAUCCUUGACGACUCUACGUGUCUCCGAGCUAUUUGCGAGAACGCCGACUGCGACAGCUCUACGUGGAAGAAGGAUGAGGACGCUGAUAUGGCUAAGGGUGCGAGAUGCAAGGCCGCGUAUUACUGUUCGCGUCUCUGCCAGAAAGCGGACUGGAAGGCGCACAAGGCAAACUGCGUUCUUUAUGAAGAUCUCGUGGACAAUGAUGAUCACUGGGAUGAAUUCGGAGAGCGCAAGGUUAUUACGGGGGCAUUCGCGCGACAGAUCAGUGUAAGGGCAUAA
Molecule: messenger RNA, 1059 nt
Organism: Peniophora sp. CBMAI 1063
Lineage: Eukaryota; Fungi; Basidiomycota; Agaricomycetes; Russulales; Peniophoraceae
Source: the annotation of a GenBank genome assembly